Molecule: messenger RNA, 1474 nt
Organism: Thalassophryne amazonica
Lineage: Eukaryota; Metazoa; Chordata; Actinopteri; Batrachoidiformes; Batrachoididae
Gene: cplx2b
Product: complexin 2
Exons: 5
Coding region: 249-653 (134 amino acids)
Biological process (GO): neurotransmitter transport; synaptic vesicle exocytosis; regulation of neurotransmitter secretion
Cellular component (GO): terminal bouton; SNARE complex
Molecular function (GO): syntaxin binding
Source: RefSeq, a predicted model, not a curated record
GGAAGAUACAGAGGACAGGAGAGAGAGAGAGCGCGCAGAGGACGGGCAGCACGCGGAGGUUCUGGCUGCAGACUGCUCGGGACCCGGUCCGCCGCUCCAGACGCAGCAGAUCCAGCAGAGAGUCUCUAAAGACCCUUGCAGACGGGUAACAUCAAAGUCAUUAGAAGUCCGGAGAACCCUGGUUUGGUGGCUACAUGCUCACUUCUCGUUGGCUUUGAGAAAGACGCCUGCGCUUAUCAGAAGGAAUCAUGGAUUUUGUCAUGAAACAAGCUUUAGGAGGAGCCACCAAAGACAUGGGGAAGAUGCUGGGUGGGGAGGAGGAGAAGGACCCGGACGCAGCCAAAAAGGAAGAGGAGCGGCAGGAGGCGCUGAGGCAGCAGGAAGAGGAGAGGAAAGCCAAACAUGCCCGCAUGGAGGCAGAAAGAGAAAAAGUACGACAGACCAUCAGGGACAAGUAUGGACUGAAGAAAAAGGAAGAGAAGGAGGCGGAGGAGAAAGCGGCGAUGGAGCAGGCGUGCGAAGGCUCACUGACACGCCCGAAGAAGGCGAUCCCAAGGGGCUGCGGAGACGAUGACGAGGAAGAUGAGGAGAGCAUCUUUGACACUGUCCUCAAGUUUCUGCCUGGACCCCUACAGGAUAUGUUCAAGAAGUAAAAAACUAAAUCAAAGGAACCCUAAAUUCAGGGUCCAGUCUGGCCUAAGCCAGGCUGAAGGGCAGAGGGAGGAGGGAAUCUCAGUGUCGGGGACUUUGGGUAGAAACGUUAGAGAAAUUUAGACUGUUGGAAUCGGGGGACUUGAAUACGUUUGAAAAUUAAUAAGCAGGGAGACAGCACAGGUCAGGUUUGGGUCUUAUUGAGGUCUUUGGGAGUAUAAAGGAUCAGGAAGGGGGUUCUUGCCAAUCUGUUAGAGACUACACACUGCCUUUCUAGAACAUGUUACUUUAUUUUCUACUCUUGGAAGAUUUUGUCCUCCACAAUUACUAUUUAACAUUUUCAAAAUGACAAUUAGUACAUUUAUUAAAGUGUGAAAGAUUUCCCUCUUCUUGCCCACUCAAAUGAAUCGUUUUGACUGGCUGGUCAUCUGUUGCUAGGCGAAGUUGACCAUUGGACAGCAGUAUUCCCUUGAAGACGGGCAGUGGGUGCAUCGAUGCGUUUGUGCCUCUCACAGCACUGCCGAUCCUGUUUUUCCACUUUGAUGUUUGUCAAAGUUUAGUUAUUUCAGUGGCUAUUUUCUACUUUUAUGAGCUGGAUGUAAGUCUUUCUAUUGAAGCCAAAUCAGCAUUUAAGUUUGUUUUAUGUUUGUUUGUUUUGGACACGUGCCUUCAUAUCAUCUCCUCCAGAGAAAUUCUAGAUGAGGGUUUGCAUUUGUUCGUAACAUGUUGAUAUACUUUUGGAGCAGUCUAUUUGAUGGAUUGCUGUGUUGUAGGCAAAUUUAGAAUUUGUCGAGGUCACAAGGGAAACACGGUAAUUGUUGGA